Micropterus salmoides (largemouth bass) is the source of this 2835-nucleotide messenger RNA. It is a transcript of the gene mat2ab, whose product is annotated as methionine adenosyltransferase II, alpha b. Gene Ontology annotation, cellular component: methionine adenosyltransferase complex; cytosol. Bases 1 to 1188 code for a protein of 395 amino acids. NCBI's taxonomy places the organism in Eukaryota, Metazoa, Chordata, Actinopteri, Centrarchiformes, Centrarchidae. Gene Ontology annotation, molecular function: ATP binding; methionine adenosyltransferase activity. The transcript has 9 exons. The record is from RefSeq and is a predicted model, not a curated record. Gene Ontology annotation, biological process: S-adenosylmethionine biosynthetic process.
AUGAACGGGCAGAUGAACGGUUUCCAUAACUCCCUCAUUGACGAGGACUGCUUCUUGUUCACCUCGGAGUCGGUCGGGGAAGGACAUCCCGACAAGAUUUGUGAUCAGAUCAGUGAUGCAGUUCUAGACGCCCAUCUCAAGCAGGAUCCGGAUGCCAAAGUUGCUUGCGAGACUGUUGCCAAGACUGGGAUGAUCCUGUUGGCUGGUGAGGUGACAUCACAUGCCACAGUGGACUACCAGAAAAUUGUGCGCGACACCAUUCGGCAAAUUGGAUAUGACGACUCCUGCAAAGGCUUUGACUAUAAGACCUGCAAUGUUCUUGUGGCCUUGGAGCAGCAAUCUCCUGACAUCGCUCAGGGUGUUCACAUUGACCGCAAUGAGGAGGACAUUGGCGCAGGUGACCAGGGCUUGAUGUUUGGAUAUGCCACAGAUGAGACAGAGGAGUGUAUGCCUCUCACAAUUGUCCUUGCCCACAAGUUGAAUGCCAAGAUGGCGGAGUUGCGCCGCAACGGCACACUUCCAUGGCUCCGGCCAGAUUCAAAGACACAGGUUACUGUUCAGUACCGCCAGGACCGUGGCGCCAUGCUUCCAGUGCGUGUGCACACUAUUGUGGUCUCUGUUCAGCACGAUGAGGAUAUUUGCCUGGAGGAGAUGAGGGACGCCCUGAAGGAGAAAGUUGUCAAGGCUGUUGUUCCCUGCAUCUACUUGGAUGAUGACACCAUCUACCACCUGCAGCCCAGCGGGCGAUUUGUUAUUGGAGGCCCACAGGGUGAUGCUGGCCUGACGGGGCGUAAAAUCAUUGUUGACACUUAUGGAGGCUGGGGAGCCCAUGGUGGUGGUGCCUUCUCUGGGAAGGAUUACACUAAGGUGGACCGCUCUGCUGCUUACGCUGCACGCUGGGUGGCCAAAUCUCUGGUGAAGGCUGAGCUCUGCAGGAGAGUGUUGGUCCAGGUGGCCUAUGCUAUUGGAGUUGCCCAUCCCCUCUCCAUUUCAAUCUUCCACUAUGGGACCUCCCACAAGAGUGAGAGAGAGCUGCUUGACAUUGUGAAGAGGAACUUUGAUCUCCGUCCAGGAGUUAUUGUCAGGGAGCUGGAUCUGAAGAAGCCAUUGUAUCAGAGGACCGCAGCCUAUGGCCACUUUGGCCGAGACUCCUUCCCAUGGGAGGUGCCCAAAAAACUCAAAUACUAAACUUGUUAAGCUUUUCCCCCCCAGGCUUGUUGGUGUAUACUACAGAGAAGCCUCCAAGGUCCCGGGGGUGAAAUGCCCCAAUAUCUCCCAUAAUGGUAUCAUUUAACACAUGACUCCCUUCCUCACUCCACCUCCCUCCUUAUCUUGUUACUGUUUCACACUCGGUCAUAGGGGGCAUGCCUCAUACUUGAUGUUUAAAGAAAUGGAUGAGUUCCACGAACUCAUGCACCAUUGUACUUCAUGUUCUCUCACAUCUUGGGAUUCCCCUGCUUCUCGUUGUGCUAUACCUUGAAUAGCUGCGUUCAGUAGUUGUCCUUUAGCAUUCCACACUUGUCGAUUAUCGUCUGCCUUUUCAGUGUAAUAGCGGUAGCAUAUUAGGCUAUAUGCGAUACCCCUCUUAAUUUACUGGUGCUACUGAUGCAAGGAGUCUGUGCAACAUCAAACAUUUUCAAGUCCAUUUAGAAGCAUAAUUUGAUCGUUAAAGGAUCCUCUGAUCUGGCGCCUUCCUAAACAAGUGUAGCCUUUGUCGCAACAUUCCUCCUCUGUCAAUCUGGUACAACUAUUCCCCGACCCAGUGUCCUCUUAUCAUCUUAAUUUGUGGUUGGCUUUUUGUUUUUGUUUUUUUAGCUUUAUUCCCAUGUCUUUGUGGAGGAUGCUAGAAUGGCAAGAUUAAAAUUCAGAUAGCUGUUUUCAUAAAAAUGCUAUGCAUUUCAGGCUAAGGGGCAAGCCAAAUCCUAAUUAUUCAUGCUCUCAAAUGAGCAUAAAGCCUCAGAUGCCCCUACAGACCUUUGCUGUUUUCUGACGUAAUACAGAAAAGUCAGAAGCUGCUAUGUCACUGCUCUGGUCUGCAGAGGUAUCAGUUAUACUUGAUAGCGAUGGUAAAAUUGGAUUGUUAUGCAUCAAAUUCAAUUCUAAAUGUAGUUUUACUCGCUUUUUUUAUGGUUUGAAGUGACUAAAGGCCAUUUUACUCCUUUAAGUAUAUUGAUUGCAGGUGUAGCUACAGAGAAACCUGGUUCCCAUCUUUAUUCUCAAAGGAGUAUGGUUGUUGCCACGGUCUUAUUGGCUAAGACUCAAACCUCAACACUAUUUAUUUGUUCUCUGAAACUCAGCGUGGAUACAGAGAAGCUGAGGUUUCAGGAGGCAGCUUUAAACACCUGGUUAUUGAAUCUUGAAUUCCUUUUUUGACUUGAGCAUUUUUCAGUAUUUGGCUUGAGGCUCCAGAGUGUUGUACAGAAAAGCUUUGGUCUGUCUCAGCUGGCUACUGUUAAUAACUACAACCUUCUUUUUAAAUUUUGGGACUGGUUCUUAUUUUUAGUUCAUUUUUAAAAAAACUCAUUACAAUGCCUGGUGCAUUCGUUGGCUCUGACUUAUCCCCAUUAUGGAAUGGCAAUAUUUGGUUGGUGUAGUACAGAGAAACCGACCUCGUUUACAUGGCCAUUCCAUGUGUGGGAUAGUUCUCAUCCCGUUGGCUACAGUAAGUGUGUAAGAGUGCCUUUUCUAUUUCCUCUAUGCCCCCAUAUGCUUUUCUCCCCUCCUGCACACAUGCGUGAAACUUUCAGAGGAACAAGUUGCUCAUACUGUGUCAUGUUUCAUGUCUAGACUGGGUGGUUUCCUUAUGCUCUGUAAUAAACGACUACUCCUUUCAAA